Messenger RNA from Olea europaea var. sylvestris, 1331 nucleotides. Its product is annotated as transcription initiation factor IIB-2-like. The transcript has 7 exons. The coding region runs from base 185 to 1123 and encodes 312 amino acids. Gene Ontology annotation, cellular component: transcription preinitiation complex; nucleus. Gene Ontology annotation, molecular function: TBP-class protein binding. Lineage: Eukaryota; Viridiplantae; Streptophyta; Magnoliopsida; Lamiales; Oleaceae. Gene Ontology annotation, biological process: DNA-templated transcription initiation; transcription preinitiation complex assembly. The record is from RefSeq and is a predicted model, not a curated record.
CACGCUUUCAGUUUCUUCAUUUCUUCUAUCCAAAAAUAGCAAAAUAUUAACAACCCAAAUUCUUCUAUAGAUAACUUCGUCCAUGCACGUUGUUCUUGUCCACAGAACUAUAAUAUUUUGAAAGAUUCGUAUUCUACUGGUUUAUUGUAUCGAUAUAAAAAAAUUUCGAGAUUUGUGUCCAAAAAUGGCUGAUAUUUACUGUUCGGAGUGUAAACGGCCGACGGAAGUGGUGUUCGACCACUCGGCGGGGGACACCGUGUGCUCGGAGUGCGGCCUGGUUCUGGAGGCGCACUCCAUUGACGAGACCUCAGAGUGGAGAACUUUUGCGAAUGAGGUCGGGGAUAAUGACCCGGUCCGUGUUGGUGGGCCAAAUAAUCCUUUGUUGGGUGAUAGUGGGCUUUCGACGGUGAUUUCGAAGCCUAAUGGGUCAACGGGCGAGUAUUUGAAUUCGUCGUUGGGUCGGUGGCAGAACCGUGGGUCGAACCCGGAUCGGUCUCUCAUUCAGGCGUUCAAGACUAUUGCUACCAUGGCUGACAGGUUGGGUCUUGUUGCAACAAUAAAGGAUCGAGCAAAUGAAAUAUAUAAGAAGGUAGAAGAUCAAAAGCCUCUUAGAGGACGAAAUCAAGAUGCUAUUUUGGCUGCGUGCAUCUACAUUGCUUGUCGACAAGAGGAUAAGCCACGUACUGUAAAAGAAAUUUGUUCUGUGGCCAAUGGAGCCACCAAAAAAGAGAUUGGUCGAGCAAAAGAGUUCAUUGUGAAACAGCUGGAGAUCGAAAUGGGCCAGUCUAUGGAGAUGGGAACAAUUCAUGCAGGGGAUUUUUUGAGACGUUUUUGCUCACAUUUGGGCAUGACCAAUUUAGCUGUCAAAGCUGCUCAAGAAGCAGUACAAAAAUCAGAAGAGCUGGAUAUAAGGAGAAGCCCCAUAUCCAUAGCAGCUGCAGUAAUUUACAUAAUAACACAACUCUCAGAUGACAAGAAACUUCUCAAAGAUAUUACACUGGCCACAGGAGUAGCAGAAGGCACAAUUCGCAAUUCAUACAAGGAUCUCUAUCCAUACACUUCAAGAAUCGUACCAAGUUGGUAUGCGACAGAGGAUGCUCUUAGGAAUCUUUCCAGCCCUUGAGUUCUUGAUCCUGGCAAAGUUGCAUCCCCUGAUGAAGGUUACGGCUACUUCUGUACAUUUGGAUGAUGUUAGAAACUGGGUUCUAAUGUAGUUCUAGUAGAUGUUUGUAAGUUAGUACAGAGUUAUGGGUCUUGGUUCUCUUGGAUGAUAACGUUAUUGUACAUGUAUUCGUUUACGUAGGUUAUCUAUUUUGCUGAAGUUUGUCCAA